CCACAGAGACUGGGAAUAAACCUACUUACUGGAGUGACAACAGGGGCUGUGCAGGAUUUAAGUCUCCUUCCUUUUUUUUCUUAUUUAUUCUAAUCUGCUGUCCUUUCCUUCCUCUCACAACCCCUCCUCCUCCUUUUUUUCCCCGGGGUUGCUGUUGCUACUGUCAGCAGGAGAAUAUUUUCAUUUCCCUUUCAGAGCAUUCUAGGAGCUGCUCCUGUGUCUCUCCAUUAUUCAUCUACCCUAAAACCUCACUGUAUGUAUUCAGAGAGGUUAGAGCUGAGAAGGACGUCAGAUAGGGAGACGACAUUUGCCCAGGUAGCAGCCUGUCUGACCUAUAACAUUGAAGGUGGGCAUCGAGGCAGACUGAUGCUUAUCCUGUUCUGAGGUGGGAACCACUGUCACACAUAGGCAGACCGUAGCUAUGUGGCUCAUUGCUGGGACUGCAAUAAGGCACUGCAGAGGAACCAAUCAAAACAGCGUGUACGAAUCAUGAAUUCUGGCAGGGAGAGAAACUACAAUAUGACAUACAGCACAGUACAGUACAUCUGAUUUAAAAGGUAAAGAGGGCAAGGCAGGGAAUACAGUAUGUACUGUGCUUCAGCAACACAAAUUCUAUACAGUAUGGAACAUGCAUGAUAAUACCCAUGCACAAAACAUUUACUAUUUUUUACUAAACAUUACUAUUUCAGUAACAUUACCAAGUCAGGUUUUAGCAACAUUAGUAAGUAUUUAAUGUAAUCUUAUCAUUAAAGAUAUGAGAUGAAUCUGUUUAUAUUUAUGUUCUCUUUGUUUACCUGUCUGUUCAGUUUACACCAGCAGUGGUGAGCACAUAAAGAGACCAUAAUUAUCACUGUUUCAGCUUCUCAUGCUCCUACUCCACAUCACUAAACACACAAAGGAGGGAACACAUACAGGCAGGAAAGACUGUGGGUUAUAAUGAUCAUAAACAGCCUUCCCCAAAAUGACACCCUGCCUGCCACAGUAGCAUUGCCACUUCAUAGAUCCAGUAUCUCUGGUCUGACCCUAAGCUCAGGAAACCGGAGAACCCAGACGAAACCCAUACGGACAAAGGGAGAAUGUCUGCACACAGACAGUAACCUGAGCUUAGGAUCCUACCUGGGACCCCGGAGCUCAGCGCACUGUGUGCUCUACCUUCUGGUUCUGCACCUUCAUUUGUGCUCCAGUUGCCCAUCCAUUUGUAUGUGCAGUUCCACUGAGGCAGACUGUGGUGGGCAUGACAUGAUUACAUUGCCUGCCCUAUCCCUGCUACCUUCAACUAUUCAGACCCUCCUCCUGCCCAACAACCACCUCACAUCCUUGUCUGCUUCAGCAUUUGCCAACCUCAGCUCACUGGUGAGACUUGACCUAUCCAACAACUACCUGGACAAUCUGCCAGCCCACGUGUUUGCUGAGCUGGCCAACCUGACUGACCUUAGUUUGAGGAACAACAGCCUAACAGCACUGGACCGUGACCUCCUGCAGGGCCUGGGGAGUCUUCAGCGGUUGGAUGUGUCACUGAAUGGCCUACGUGCUGUACCUCUUGGUCUGUUAGAACAUCAGCAUGGCCUCACCUGGCUCUCUCUGGCAGGGAACAGACUCCAGGCACUGGAUAGGGCUGCCUUUGAACCACUUGCGAACCUGCAGCACCUUGAGCUUGGCUCCAACCCAUGGGAAUGUGACUGCAAUUUGCGUGACUUCAAGAACUGGAUGGAGUGGCUCAUCUACCGAGGUGGCUACGUGGAUGCUGUGGAGUGUACCCUCCCCAAAGAUCUCAGAGGCCGUGACAUCCGGAGUGUUCCUGUAGAGAUGUUCAACUACUGCCUCCAAUCGGAUAACGAGAAUGGGGGUGGGACUGGAGGAACAAAAGGUGGCUCUAUGCCGUGUGCACGUGCAACCACUGCUCCAUUGCCUGAGAGCACUGUGGUACAGAGUGAGCCAGAGCCGGUGGAUUGUGCUAAGCAGCGUUACCGGCCUAUAAGUGUCCGUCGUGCCAUUGGCACUGUGGUGAUUGCUGGUGUUGUAUGUGGCAUUGUGUGCAUCAUGAUGGUUGCUGCAGCUGCUUAUGGAUGCAUCUAUGCUUCUCUUAUGGCCAAGUACCAGCGUGAGCUGAAGAAAAGGCAACCCCUGAUGGGGGAUGCUGAGGCUGAAGCUGACCCUGAGGAGAAACAGAUUUCAUCAGUCGCAUAGAAAUAAUAUAGAUUCUAUAUACAAUUAUGUGAUGACAAUGGUCUCUUUGCAUUCCUGCUUCCACACCUAGUUUUAAACGUGUGUGCACUGUUAUGUACCAUUUGGGUGUUUUAACAUAUAGUUAUUUUUAAAUAAACCAUACUCAGUCCUCUUAGUGGUCCUGAAAGGGAACUAGCUGCAAAUUACCUCAGUAUUUUGGUGUUCAAGUGGACUCAAUACAAGUGGACUCAAAAGUGGACUCAGUUUGUUGAGCUCGUUGAUGAGCUCUCACGCCACUUGUUCAGAUCACAACUUCUUAUUUUAUAUGAUGCAAUCAUUUAGUUGUGGAUG
This is a messenger RNA of Ictalurus furcatus (blue catfish), 2517 nucleotides long. It is a transcript of the gene lrtm2a, whose product is annotated as leucine-rich repeats and transmembrane domains 2a. The record is from RefSeq and is a predicted model, not a curated record. The transcript has 7 exons. Gene Ontology annotation, molecular function: protein binding. NCBI's taxonomy places the organism in Eukaryota, Metazoa, Chordata, Actinopteri, Siluriformes, Ictaluridae. Gene Ontology annotation, cellular component: membrane. Gene Ontology annotation, biological process: axonogenesis; regulation of presynapse assembly; positive regulation of synapse assembly. The coding region runs from base 937 to 2187 and encodes 416 amino acids.